AUGUCGCCCUCACCGCAACUCUCUCCUCCGGGGAGCAGCACAUAUGAUUCGAACACGAUGCAUGUGGGCGAUGGGACUUGGGAUGCAGGAAGAGACGACUUUCUCCUGCCCAAUCUCGUUGGACUGAAUUUUGCGACAAUGAGAUACAACGGAAUGGGAAACCGGUUCUUCUCCCUGACCGGAUAUCAUAGUCUGGUCGAAGCGCACGGCAUCAUCGCCGCAAUCACAUUCCUCGGAAUCGUCCCGCUCGCGAUUUUCCUCAUGCGAUUCUACGGCCGCCAGCCCCGACUCGCCCUCCGACUGCACAUAUGGCUCCAAAUCCUAACCCUCCUCUUGAGCACGGUGGUCAUCAUUCUCGGCUUUCAGGCAGUUGGUCCCAACAGAAGCUUGACCAAUCCACAUCACGGGAUUGGUGUCGCAAUAUACGUCUUGAUCUGGGUUCAGGUCAUGGGAGGCUGUAUGGUACACCGAAGAGAAAAAGGGAGGAAGCGGGCACACAUUCCUCUCAGCGCCAUGCUCCAUCAUUGGCUGGGCCGGGCUAUUGCUCUGCUCGGGAUCGUUCAGGUUCCCCUUGGCUUGACUCUUUACGGGUCGCCUCCCUACUUGUUUGUUCUUUAUUCACUAUGGGGCUUUUUCCUGCUUUUCCUGUAUUUUGUCCUGCAGUUUCUGGCCGAGAGGCGAAGAGGUCGCUAUGGGCCUGGCGGCAGUAAUCACCAGGUUGAUGUUGUUGAGCCCGUCGAUGACCGCAGGCACACAGGGCUGGGAAAACUGGCUCUGGCUGGUGCAGCUGGUGCGGGCCUCGCAGCAUUGUUCAGGAGACGAUCGAGGAGGGAUGAUUCGCCUCACCGUGUGCACGGAGGAUCUGGAACCGAAGUGACCGGAAGCGGAUCGUCCUACUACUACGAUGACGACAAAAUGUCCGAUCGGUCGCGCCACGGCAUCGGGCAUCGUCUUCUACAAGUCGCGGCGAUCGGAGGAGCUGUCGCCGCAGUGAAGAAACUGAUGGGUCGCAGAGACCGCGACGACGACUCGGACGUUGGCCCUUACAGACCACCGCUCGGUGGCAAUCAGUCUGUCACGACAGACUCGAUGUCGCGAAUUGAAGAAGGCAGGCCGCCCUCCAUUCGUCCAGUGACACCGGGUGGUGCUAGUCCGGGCCACGUUAGACCCACGCAUCCUCUCGCCCAAACUCCAAUGACGCCAGGACCGGAUGGACGCAGACCAUCCGGGUCAUUGUACUCGUACGAUUCGUACAUGUCUGGGUCUCCAUCGCGGCGCGAUCGGAGAUCGCAUGCAUUCCGAGAUGCUGUGGCUGCAGGAGGGACCGUGUUCGCCAUUCGACAACUUUUCAAAAACCGCCGACAACGGAAAGAAGAUCUUCGUGCGGAACAACUGAGGAGAGAGAGGAUAGAGGACGAGCGAAGAGCGCGCAUGGACUCGGGUCAUAGGUACACGGGCGAUGGAGUUGCUCCCCCGAGACGAGUCCGCCACGGCAGGAUGGGCAGUCAGACUGCAUCAGAUAUAUCGACCGAGCUGGGCCCUCCUGGAAUGAGCGGAGCCAUCCCAGCAGCAGCAGGAGCAGGGGUAGGUGCCGCAGCAGCAAGUGCCCUUGCCGAUAGAGAUCGGAUCAGACCCGUCGGCCACGAUCCUCCUAUCGUUCAGCCGGGUCCUCCUUCUGCUGCUUAUCCAGUUCCCGGUCCGCCUGCUGCUGCAUAUCCCGUUCCCGGGCCAGGCCAAGCAGAAAUUCCUCCUAUACCCCCGCCUCACCUGGACUCAUCGGGCAGCGAACUUUACACCACGGGAUCCGGCAGGCAACGACAUCGACAUCAUCUUCGCGAUGAAGCCGCAGCUGGACUGGCGGGAGCAGCCCUCGGAGCUGCGGCGGCGGAGGGCUCCCACCGUCGGCGGAGACAAAGUAGUCGCAACAACGACAGGACCGACAGCGUGGAAUCUCCUCCUGUCAGUGUCAAAAUCAACAUGCAUAACGAUGGCCGCCAAGUGACCCUUCGGCGGUUGACGGAAGAAGAAGCCGCAGCACAGCGUGAGGCGCGGAGAAGAGAACGUCAGGCUUCUGCGGCGGCCAGAAGAUCCAGGAGAGGCUCAAGUUUCAGCGGGAGCGACAGUGAGGCGAUGGGUGCAACCAGUGCUGAUCGACGAUGGAGACGCACUGAAGCGCUGGAAGCCGAGCAGGCGGCGCAGAACGAAGCUGCCGGUCAAGCUGCUGCCACGCCACACUCAGCCGCAGCCAGGACUCCUCAGCCGCCAGCGUCUGUUGCUGGGCUCAGUCCCGCUCCGACGAUACCAUACCCUACUCCACCUGAGCCGCAUAAUGUGCAAACAGGUACCGGCCAAACAUACCAAGUGCCUCUUCCGCCUCCGCCGCCUAUCCCAGGAUCAGCGAGCAAUCUAGGCUACCCAGCGGGAAGCGGUGUCACUUCUCCUGGAACGGAGACGAGUGGAGCGACGGAGUAUGCUAAUAACAGAAGGAGAAGGCGAGCGGAGCGGGCGCAGGCGAGGCUGGCCAGGGAAGGGAGGACCGGUGGAAGCGUCGAGUUUACCUGA
Messenger RNA from Fonsecaea multimorphosa CBS 102226, 2562 nucleotides. RefSeq lists its product as uncharacterized. Lineage: Eukaryota; Fungi; Ascomycota; Eurotiomycetes; Chaetothyriales; Herpotrichiellaceae. Gene Ontology annotation, molecular function: transmembrane monodehydroascorbate reductase activity. The transcript has 2 exons. Bases 1 to 2562 code for a protein of 853 amino acids. The record is from RefSeq and is a predicted model, not a curated record.